Molecule: messenger RNA, 1484 nt
Organism: Glycine soja
Lineage: Eukaryota; Viridiplantae; Streptophyta; Magnoliopsida; Fabales; Fabaceae
Exons: 6
Coding region: 148-1179 (343 amino acids)
Source: RefSeq, a predicted model, not a curated record
UCUUUCUUUCUUUCUUUUUUUUCACAAAAAAGCCAAAAAUAAAAAACAAAGCACUAUCCUUUCCAUCCCACGUUCGAAGCUAAGAUCUGAGCUUUGGCUUAAAGGAAUAAUAUACCGUGGGGUGAUCAUUGUUUUUACCCUAUUCUUAUGAUGGGUGACUCAGAGAUGACAAAAUUCGGCUUAAAAGUCGGGAAGAAUGGGUUUCCAAGGGGACUAGAUCCUGCAAUAUCCAAGUUUUUUGUGCAGCUCCAAAUUGUUGUUAAGUCACAGCUGAGUAGAUUAGCAAAACAGGAUGGAAUGAGUUUGAUGAGAUCCGUCCAAAGAAAAGGGGGGUCUUUCAGUUACUCUGAAGCUGAACUGAAUGAGCAACUGCAAGCAUGGAGAGAAAAUCCAUCUUGGGUCGACAAGCCUCCACUAAUAAAGGUCACUGUUCCCAAAGGUUCUCUUUGCAACCUUGAUGUAGAAGUUGAUGUUGGGCUGCCCCCUGAUGCAGUAUAUAAUAUAGUGAUAGAUCCUGACAAUAGGCGAGUUUUCAAAAAUAUCAAAUUUUCUGCAACUCAACUUGGUGAUGUCUUUCUUUGUAAGGAAGUGGUAUCCAGAAAAGUUUUGGUUGAUCAGGGUCAUAGGCAAGUGGUUGAUCUUGACCAAGCAGCCAUUUGGAAAUUUCUUUGGUGGUCCGGGACUAUAUCGAUUAAUGUUUUGGUAGAUCAAAACAGAAAAGACCACUCUAUGAAGUUCAAGCAAACCAAGGCUGGAUUCAUGAAAAAAUUUGAGGGCUGCUGGAGGGUAGAGCCUUUAUUUGUUGAUGAAGCAAUGUGCCAUCCCUUUAAGCCGGUGACGAAGGAAGACUAUAAUGCAUGUACAAGAGGCAAAGGAAGAAUUGGAUCUAAAGUUAGCCUGGAACAAAUACUUCAGCCAUCCAUUGUCCCUCCCCCUCCCCUAUCAUGGUAUUUGAGGGGAAUUACUGCCCGGACAACUGAGAUGCUUAUAAACGAUAUGCUUGCAGAAACUGCUAGAAUCAGAGGUGGAUAUGAGGCUGAAAAGUCUAAGGCAGAGGAGCUUCAGGUAAAACCUGGUGAAAAUGUGGACCUGGUUUCUAACACAAGUGACAUUAAAGAAAGCUGGAAAUUGCGUAGAAAAAAUGCAAAGCAGAGUCACAGAAGCCUUCUGACCAAGUGAUAUUUCUAUGUUUGUUUUAUUUUUUAAGCAAUCUAUCUAGAUGGUUACAUGUAGUCCAGUUAAAGGAUUCUAAUGUAAGCCUUAUAUUACACAACGUUAAAGUCGCUAAUUUCAGUUCAUUGCACAUUUCAGUGGGAUGAGUUGAUGUACCCAAUAGCAUAGCAAGAGAGAAACAUUGCAGUUCUUUUUUGUUUUUUCCUUCUUUUUUUUUUUUUUUUUUGAAGGGGGGAAGGGUGCUUCUUGAUUUUAGAUUGCUUAAUUCAUUUGAAUAUGAAAUUGCCAAGGGAUAAUUGAAUUGCUGUGAC